AUGUCUCAUCUUCCACCUCUCUUCUCUGGCGAUGGCAAGAUAUCUGAUCAGGGUGGUAGGGCCAGAACCGCCCCGACGGCCACGCUCACAGACGGUGCUAGCAUCUAUGGAAUCUACACCCCCAGCCUCACCCACGACAGUACAUUGUCUGAGCUUGUUGUGAUGCCGUCGGCAACGGAGCCCACGGUCUUAUUGCGCGAAAUCCAACAGGCUGCCGAUGACAUAUCACGGCUCGUAGGGCGAUUUGGAUUCAAGAUGGCAAAAACGCUGACGACUCCUUAUAUCAAAAAGGCGCUUUUCGCGGACAGGAAACUGCUUCGACUACCGUGCCUAAUGUACGCAGACGAGUUCUCCUGCGUAAUCACAAGGUUCUGUUCCAAACCAAUCCACGACUCGACUUCGGCACCGCUGCUGUGGUGGCUCUGGAACGAGCUACUCGACGUCCUGCCGCCGAUAGGCGAGACGCGGAACUGCAGACUCGACUUCAAACCCGCCUUGAGGACUGACAUAGCCCUGCCCUAUGCGAUCACCAUCGACAUUUCAAGCAAAAACAACAAAGACAACAUCGAGCUUACUGCGUCGUAUGGCGGGCUAUUUGAUGAGCGGCGCAUCUUUGAUGUACCUAUCACGCAAUUUGGCCUUCCCAAGUCGGAAAAUUACGGCAAGCUGACCAAGGCUACCCUGGACAUCAGCCAAGACCCGUACGAAGGAAACGGCUGCGUCGCUGACAUUUUUGAAUACCUCGUGCCUCGUUUGGAGAGCGAAUGGCGGCGCGCCAUGAACGCCUUCCCUGCAGAGAAAGAGGAGGACCUGGUCAUCGCUCUAGCUAAGAGUGGCAAAGCGGGAGACGACCGCUUCCCCAUAUCGGAGAACCAACAACAGCAGUUCCGGAACCUGCUACGGCGCUUUCCGAUCGACGCCAGGGAAUACGUAGCCGAGAAUGGGCUCGUAGGAAUGGAGAAGGGACCGUACAGCGAGUCUGCAUUCCAAGCCCCAGGUCCCAAGGACUAG
Colletotrichum tamarilloi is the source of this 1011-nucleotide messenger RNA. RefSeq lists its product as uncharacterized. The transcript has a single exon. The record is from RefSeq and is a predicted model, not a curated record. Lineage: Eukaryota; Fungi; Ascomycota; Sordariomycetes; Glomerellales; Glomerellaceae. Bases 1 to 1011 code for a protein of 336 amino acids.